UACGAGUGAUGAUCCAUUAAUGGCUCUCCAACUUGCUUUCCAUGGAGAAGUUCAAGAUCAUCAUGCUGAAGAUAACCAUCAAGAUGACCUUCUCAUGCCCGGCUUUCGCUUUCAUCCUACCGAUGAAGAGCUCAUCGACUUCUAUCUUCGCCGAAAGCUUGAAGGAAAGAGCUUCAUCAUCGACUUCAUUCCUUUCAUCAAUCUUUAUAGCUAUGAUCCUUGGGACCUCCCUGCAUGGGGCAUAAUUGGAGACAAGGAAUGGUACUUUUAUGUUCCAAGAGACCGAAAAUAUCGAAGUGGUGAUCGACCAAAUAGAGUGACAAACUCAGGUUAUUGGAAGGCCACUGGAGCUGAUCGAAAAAUCAAAGCGGAGAAUUCUCGGGAAAUCGGUCUAAAAAGGACUCUUGUCUUCUACACCGGCAAGGCCCCGAAAGGCUCUCGUACUAGUUGGAUCAUGCAUGAGUAUCGGUUGCUAAAGAUCAAGACCGAUCAACUUCAUAAGGUUGAGCUUUCUCUUUGUCGAGUUUAUAAAAGAGCAGGUGAGAACUCACAAUGCUCUGAUACGGUGUCAACCAAAGUAUCCCAAUCUACCAGAAGUGCAUCAAGCAAAAGAUACAAACUGAGCUCAACAACAUUUGGAAGUUGUUCUUCAUCAUUAGAUUCAGAGAAGUUUGUUUGGCACAAGAACAACAACUUCAUUGAAGCAAGUACUACUACUACUACUUCUCAAGCUCCAUCAAUGGGUGAUAAUAUGACUCAUUUCUUCGAUUCUGAAAGCCGAAGUGAUCAUUGCAUUGAUGAACUUGGUAGCUUAGUAGGGUUCUAUAACCAAAGUUUGCCGAAAGGUGAAAUCAUUUAACUGAUAGUCUUGAAUGUUCUUACAUGUGAACAUGAAAUAAUGGAGUUAAGGUUGACAGAAGGCAUGUG
This is a messenger RNA of Dioscorea cayenensis subsp. rotundata (Guinea yam), 927 nucleotides long. Its product is annotated as NAC domain-containing protein 35-like. The transcript has 3 exons. The record is from RefSeq and is a predicted model, not a curated record. The coding region runs from base 20 to 859 and encodes 279 amino acids. Gene Ontology annotation, biological process: regulation of DNA-templated transcription. Lineage: Eukaryota; Viridiplantae; Streptophyta; Magnoliopsida; Dioscoreales; Dioscoreaceae. Gene Ontology annotation, molecular function: DNA binding.